Nerophis lumbriciformis (worm pipefish) is the source of this 1188-nucleotide messenger RNA. The record is from RefSeq and is a predicted model, not a curated record. Lineage: Eukaryota; Metazoa; Chordata; Actinopteri; Syngnathiformes; Syngnathidae.
AUGAACAAAGAUGAAAUUGUCAUCGUCUCCGCCGCGCGGACUCCAAUUGGAUCCCUGAAUGGUUCCCUGUCCACGGUGCCUUUGCACGAGCUAUGUUCUGUGGUGAUCAAAGAUGUCCUAAAGCGGGCCGCGGUAAAUCCGGAAGAAGUUUCCGAGGUCAUCAUGGGCCACGUCCUGACAGCAGGUCACGGGCAGAAUCCAGCGCGUCAGGCCAGUGUGGGUGCGGGCAUUCCCUACUCGGUCCCGGCGUGGAGCUGCCAGAUGGUUUGUGGCUCCGGCCUGAAAGCUGUGUGUCUGGGGGCUCAGUCCAUCCAGACCGGAGAGUCCACGGUGGUAGUGGCAGGAGGCAUGGAGAGCAUGAGCAGGGCUCCUCACACGCUUCACAUGAGAGGCGGAGUCAAAAUGGGCGACGCCUCCCUUCAGGACUCAAUGGUGGCCGACGGUUUGACCGACGCUUUUCACGGCUACCAUAUGGGCAUCACAGCGGAGAAUGUGGCCAAGCAGUGGGACGUCAGUCGAGAGGCGCAGGACGUGUUUGCCGUCCGGUCGCAGAACAAAGUGGAAGCGGCGCAGAAAGCGGGACACUUCCUUCAAGAAAUUGUACCAGUUGUGGUUCAGUCCCGGAAAGGCGCUGUAGAAGUGAAAUCGGAUGAGUUCCCUCGGCACGGCAGCCAUCUUGACAGUAUGUCCAAGCUCAGGCCGUGCUUCGUUAAAGACGCCAGCGGCACCGUCACCGCCGGCAACGCCUCAGGUAUUAACGAUGGUGCGGCCGCCACCAUUCUCAUGAGCCAAUCGGAGGCCUCCAGGCGGGGCCUACAAGCCAUGGCCAGGAUCGUGUCGUGGGCUCAAGCCGGGCUCGAUCCAUCCAUCAUGGGCACUGGACCCGUACCGGCCAUCAGGAAAGCGGUUGAGAAGGCAGGAUGGCAACUGGAUCAGGUUGAUCUUUUUGAGAUCAACGAGGCCUUUGCCGCACAGUCAGUCGCUGUGGUUAAAGAGCUUGGACUCAAAGAAGAAAAGGUAAAUGUCAAUGGUGGUGCCAUUGCACUGGGUCAUCCCAUUGGAAUGUCAGGCUGCAGGAUUCUGGUAACGUUGCUGCACGCGCUACAGAGGACACAUGGAAAGAAGGGCGUGGCAUCCUUGUGCAUCGGUGGAGGGAUGGGCAUCGCCAUGUGUGUCGAGAGCCUUUGA